Cuscuta epithymum is the source of this 505-nucleotide messenger RNA. The record is from the annotation of a GenBank genome assembly. NCBI's taxonomy places the organism in Eukaryota, Viridiplantae, Streptophyta, Magnoliopsida, Solanales, Convolvulaceae.
CCCAACUUCUCUUUCCUCUUGCACAAGAACAAGCAAACCCUAGCUCGAAGGCCGCCGCCACGGAUGAGAAGUCUGCCGCCGCUGCCCAGUCGAAGCCAUCGCCGCCGCUGCCCAGUCGAAGCCAUCGCCGCCGCUGCCCAGUCGAAGCCAUCGCCGCUGCUGCCCAGUCAGAUCCAUCACCGUCGCCGCCCAGUCAGAUCCGCCGCCGCCGCCGCUGCGAAGUCCGCUGUCGUGGAGAUUUUCUUCUCUUCUUCGAAGAUCUGCAACAAUAGAGGCCAGAUUUGCAAUGGAGGUGCCGGAUUAGUUGCGACUGUGGUCGGAUCUACAAUAGCGGUGGCUGGCGGUCGAUGCAGGUUAGAUCUGACCAGAUCUCCGGCGGUGUCCAGUAGAUCUGCAGCGGCGACAAUCAUAUCUACAACGGCAGUAACGUCCGGCGACCGGCGGUGACCGGCGGCGAUCGGCGGGGACCGGCGAUCGGCGGUGGUCCGAAGUUCUGGUUGGCGGC